This is a messenger RNA of Vitis riparia (riverbank grape), 735 nucleotides long. Its product is annotated as 50S ribosomal protein L27-like. NCBI's taxonomy places the organism in Eukaryota, Viridiplantae, Streptophyta, Magnoliopsida, Vitales, Vitaceae. The transcript has 4 exons. Gene Ontology annotation, molecular function: structural constituent of ribosome. The record is from RefSeq and is a predicted model, not a curated record. Gene Ontology annotation, biological process: translation. The coding region runs from base 131 to 571 and encodes 146 amino acids. Gene Ontology annotation, cellular component: ribosome.
UGAAGUGUAGAAUUGGCCUCGUCCCGGUUCAAACUUCGACUCGCCUCCCUCUGCAUUCGAAGGAAUCCCUUAACCGGAGACAAACACCGCUGACAACGAACAGCCGGUUGCUUUAUCCCAUUCAGACACAAUGAAUCUUGCAACACUAUUUUGCAAAAGAAUGAAUAUCAAGGAGCUGGUUACAAACCUGCCUGUUUACAGAAGUGCUAGUGAUGUCUCUGGAGAAGGAUUGGGUUUGAUUUUCAUGCGAUGGGCCUCCAAAAAGACAGCAGGAUCCACAAAGAAUGGAAGGGACUCCAAACCCAAGAAUCUUGGGGUGAAGAAAUUUGGUGGAGAGAGAGUGAUACCUGGGAACAUUAUUGUUCGUCAACGUGGCACCCGUUUCCAUCCAGGAAACUACGUUGGAAUUGGAAAGGAUCACACCCUAUAUGCUCUGAAAGAAGGUUGUGUUAAGUUUGAGAAACACAAGCUCAGUGGACGGAAGUGGGUACAUGUUGAGCCCAAAGACGGGCAUGUACUUCACCCUGUCUAUGCAGAUGCUGCUGCUCCUAGGGUCAAGACAACUGUUUAAGUUUCUUUUCCUUGCAUUUAAUGUUUUGGAUAUAAGAUGUAACACUUGGGGUACGUUUAUUUAUACAUGCCAAGUUUCUUUUAUGAAAAUUUUGUAGGUAAUUAUUGGAAAUUCAUCCAGUGGACUCCAUAGACUAAAUAACAAAUAGCCCUCAUUUUUCUUCU